Molecule: messenger RNA, 2533 nt
Organism: Chinchilla lanigera (long-tailed chinchilla)
Lineage: Eukaryota; Metazoa; Chordata; Mammalia; Rodentia; Chinchillidae
Gene: Pcsk4
Product: proprotein convertase subtilisin/kexin type 4
Exons: 15
Coding region: 1-1911 (636 amino acids)
Biological process (GO): peptide hormone processing
Cellular component (GO): trans-Golgi network; Golgi membrane
Molecular function (GO): serine-type endopeptidase activity
Source: RefSeq, a predicted model, not a curated record
AUGUGGCCCUUGAUCACCUCGGGCACUGGGAAGCCAUGGCAGGAUUUAGAGCAGGAGAGGAGCCCAGAACGGCUAGGGCUGCAGCCGGCGGGCCUGAGGUCCUCGGACUCCUGGGGUGGACCUGAAACCCCCACCUGGGAACCUAGUCAGAGGAGGCUCCAAGCAAGAGGGCACCGGUCCCAGCCCGAGGGUGGGGCUACACCAUCGGGGAGCGGGUCCCCGCGAUACGACAGCCCCUCAUCUUCCCAGAUCUUCCCCGAAGGGCAGUACUUCCACCUGCGGCACCGGGGUAUAUCCCAGCAGUCUCUGAGUCCGCACUGGGGCCACCGCUUGCGUCUGAAGAAAGACCCGAAGGUGCGGUGGUUUGAGCAGCAGACGAUGCGCCGGCGGGCAAAGCGAUCCCUGGAGGUACCCACGGAUCCCUGGUUCCCCAAGCAGUGGUACAUGAACAAUGAGAUGCAGCCAGACCUGAACAUCCUGCAGUCCUGGGGCCAGGGCCUGACGGGCCGGGGCGUCGUGAUCUCCAUCCUAGAUGACGGCAUCGAGAAGGACCACCCAGACCUCUGGGCCAAUUACGACCCCCUGGCCAGCUAUGACUUCAACGACUAUGACCCGGAUCCCCAGCCUCGCUACACACCCAGCAACGAGAACCGGCAUGGGACUCGCUGUGCUGGGGAGGUGGCAGCCAUGGCCAACAACGGCUUCUGUGGUGCAGGAGUUGCCUUCAACGCCCGAAUCGGAGGUGUGCGCAUGCUGGACGGCACCAUCACGGACGUGAUCGAGGCCCAGUCGCUGAGCCUGCAGCCCCAGCACAUUCACAUCUACAGCGCCAGCUGGGGCCCCUCAGACGACGGCCGCACCGUGGACGGCCCGGGCAUCCUCACCCACGAGGCCUUCCGGCGCGGCGUGACCUACGGCCGCGGCGGACUGGGCACGCUUUUCGUCUGGGCCUCAGGCAAUGGCGGCCUGCACUACGACAACUGCAACUGCGACGGCUACACGAACAGCAUCCACACGCUCUCGGUGGGCAGCGCCACCUGGCAGGGCCGUGUGCCUUGGUACAGCGAGGCCUGCGCCUCCAUCCUCACCACUACCUUCAGCAGCGGUUUGGCCACCGACCCUCAGAUUGUCAGCACAGAUCUACACCACCAGUGCACGGACAAGCACACGGGGACCUCAGCCUCCGCACCACUGGCCGCAGGCAUGAUCGCCCUGGCCCUGGAAGCCAACCCACUCCUGACCUGGAGGGACACGCAGCACCUCGUGGUCCGCGCCUCCAAGCCAGCGCACUUGCAGGCUGAGGACUGGAAGACCAACGGUGUGGGGCGCCAAGUGAGCCACCACUACGGCUACGGGUUGCUGGACGCUGCGCUGCUGGUGGACCUGGCCCGCACCUGGCGGCCCACACAGCCCCAGAGGAAGUGCGCCUUGGAGGUCGUGCUGGCCCCGCUCCCCAUCCUGUCGCGGAUGCUCGUGAAGAGGAAUGUGUCGGCCUGCACCGGCAGCCAGGACUACAUCCGCUCACUGGAGCAUGUCCAGGUGCAGCUGUCUCUGUCCUACAGCCGGCGCGGGGACCUGGAGAUCUCACUCACCAGCCCCAUGGGCACCCACUCCACACUGGUGGACAUCAGACCUCUGGACAACAGCAGCCAGGGCUACCAUGACUGGACAUUCAUGUCCACCCACUUCUGGGAUGAGAACCCACAGGGCCUGUGGGCCCUGGGCCUAUGGAACAAGGGAUUCUAUUUCAACACAGGGAUGCUGCACCGCUGCACGCUGCUGCUCUACGGGACAGCAGAGGAUAUGACGGCCCGGGCCCCAAGCCCCCAGGUGACCGGCAGUGCGCGUGUGCAGCGGGACGCAGAGGGGCUGUGCCAGGAAUGUGACAACCUCACCUGCAUCCUGGGGUAAUUCUGCCUCUCCUGCUGUGGAUGGGGGCACUCAGGCCAUACCCGGCAGGCGGUGAUCACGAGGCCUGGCUACCCCCACCAUGAAUACCCCAGCUGCCCGCUGCUCUGUGUGCCCAGGCAGCACCUGCCUUUGCCCCCCACGCUGCACGCUGGGUGAACUCCAGGGCUCCUGCCUAGGGCCCCUACGGCCACCUCCAGCCCUCUCCCCCUACCCGCCGCUGCUGCCAGCCCUGGCCAAGGUGCUGGGCCUGCCUGCUGUGGUUCUGGGGAGCCGCUUCCCACUGGCUCCGUGCAGGCCUCCACCCAGGACCGGCUGUGCGCUGGAACCUGGAGACCUGCAGGACCGAAGGCCGCCUCAACCCGGGCCCAGGGUGGAGUGACACUGCUGCUCCGAUCCGACUCCGACUGGGACCUGCCCUGAAGGCCCCAGCAGCUGAGGGGAACUCAGAGUCUGGACCCCCAGCUGCAAAGGAGAGAAGGUCUCCUCCACAUUUGGGGGUCAGCUGGGGGUGGGACGGACAGAGGCUGCAUAGUGACCCGCAUCCCUUUCCUGCCCCAGAGUCUGUCCAGUUCUGGGCUCCAUGUCCAACCUCAGAGUUUGCAAAUAAAGGUUGAAAAGAAGA